GGGCGUAUCGCGAGCAUUGGCUUUUCCUUCCAUCUCACUUUCACAAGUGAGAGCUGGGGACCAAACCGAUCCUGCUGCGGACAGCUCCCACAUCCAAGGAAAACAAACGGCUUCCGUGUGUUCUUUCUGAAAUGAAAAUGAUGAGUUACUGUGUCCUGGCAUCAAUCUGUUUGCUGAGCUCGGCCACUGCUCAGACAGUGACGCAGCUGACUGGUUGCUUGACCAAGGAAAACAACUUGAAGAUGGAUUGCAGCUUCACCCCAGCAGCAGGAAGCAGUCCACCCCCAAACUGCACCUUUAAAACAGAUGGCAAAGUGGUGGCGUCUACUGAUGUCAAAGCAGUUCAGGACAGUACCUUCAAAAACAGGGCUACUGUGACUAUUGUUAAUCAGGUGUGCCACCUGAAUCUGACGGGCUUAGCAGAUGACAAACCCAAGAACUACAGCUGCACUAUCAUGCAGACUGGUUCAGGGACAAUGUCAACAUCUGUGGACAAGAAACUUCUCCCGACCUGCUCUGCUUGGAGUGUUCUCCAGCAAAGAGGUGCGGCUCUGCUGUUGGCUCUUCUUACCUUCCCUCUAUUUUCCGAGUUGCUGUGAGUCCCCCACCACCCCACCUCUCUCAGAGCGAAGCUUGGCCUGCGCAUUUAUGGGUGGUUCUGCCGCGACACUGACGGCAAAAAGUUCCAUUCUGCACUGAAAAAAAGAGGCGUCCUUCUUGCCCCCAUCCUCAAAGUGCUUUGCAAUACUAAAUCAUAAAAUCCAUGUCUGUCAUCCAUUCGGUGUGUCACUGGUACGUUUGUAUUAUGAAGCCAGUAUUGAUGAUGGUAAUAACUUGUACCUGCAUUCUUCCUCUGCAUUCUUCUUAUUUGCUCUUGCAGCAUGUUUAUACACUGGAAUUGUUGAUAAUGACAUUGUUACUAACUGCCAUGCAUGAGUAGAUCAUAUGAAAACUUGAUCAGCAUAUGUGUACUGUUCUUGUUGCAUUUAUGCUAUUGACAGCGUGCCUUAUAAAAUUUUUAAAAUCA
This is a messenger RNA of Electrophorus electricus (electric eel), 1027 nucleotides long. RefSeq names its product Thy-1 cell surface antigen (gene thy1). Gene Ontology annotation, cellular component: focal adhesion; dendrite; external side of plasma membrane. Gene Ontology annotation, molecular function: GTPase activator activity; integrin binding. NCBI's taxonomy places the organism in Eukaryota, Metazoa, Chordata, Actinopteri, Gymnotiformes, Gymnotidae. The record is from RefSeq and is a predicted model, not a curated record. Gene Ontology annotation, biological process: cell adhesion; integrin-mediated signaling pathway; positive regulation of focal adhesion assembly.